This is a messenger RNA of Xenopus laevis (African clawed frog), 1444 nucleotides long. It is a transcript of the gene tnnt3.L, whose product is annotated as troponin T3, fast skeletal type L homeolog. Gene Ontology annotation, molecular function: troponin C binding; troponin I binding; tropomyosin binding. Lineage: Eukaryota; Metazoa; Chordata; Amphibia; Anura; Pipidae. Gene Ontology annotation, cellular component: troponin complex. Gene Ontology annotation, biological process: skeletal muscle contraction; regulation of muscle contraction; sarcomere organization. The record is from RefSeq and is marked provisional.
AACUGCUGCGACCCCCAGUGCUGUUCUCUUCUCUCGGGCCUCAGUUGACCAAAAGCCAUAAUGUCUGACACAGAGGAAGUUGAACAGGUGGAGGAAGAAAGCCAAGAGCAAGAACAUGGUGAAGAAUAUGAUGAGGAGAAGCCAAAGCCCAGGCUCACAGCCCCUAAAAUCCCAGAUGGAGAUAAAGUUGACUUUGAUGAUAUCCAAAAGAAGAGGCAGAACAAAGACUUGGUUGAACUGCAGUCUCUGAUUGACACCCACUUUGAAGCACGCAAGAAAGAAGAAGAGGACAUCAUUGCCCUGAAAGAAAGAAUUGAGAAACGCAGAGCUGAGAGAGCUGAACAGCUGAGGGUCAGAGCAGAGAAAGAAAAGGAGCGCCAGAACAGAUUGGCUGAAGAGAAGGUAAGGAGAGAGGAACAGGAUGCAAUGAGACGUGCAGAGGAUGACAUGAAGAAGAAGAAGGCCCUGUCCUCCAUGGGUGCCUCAUACAGCAGCUACCUGGCCAAGGCUGACCAGAAGAGAGGCAAGAAGCAGACAGCCCGUGAGCAGAAGAAGAAGAUUCUGGCUGACCGUCGCAAGCCACUGAAUGUUGACCACAUGAAUGACGAUAAGCUCAGGGAAAAGGCAAAGGAAAUGUGGGACUGGCUGUACCAGUUGGAGUCUGAGAAGUUUGAGAUGGGAGAGAAGCUCAAGAAACAGAAAUAUGAGAUUACGACUCUGCACAGGAGAGUAGAGGAACUCUCCAAGUUAUUACAACCCUCAGGAAUCGUAUUGAUCAGCUGCAGAAACACAGCAAGAAGGCAGCCGGAGGCAAAGGAAAAGUUGGGGGCCGCUGGAAGUAAAUCAACGCAGAAUCGACACCCGGUCCUCACAGAGAGUAGCCCCAUUCUUCCAUUUCUUCAGUACAUGUUUAGGAAGCUGGUUCCACUCCACGCACCCUCAAGGGCCAUUUCCCUGAGUGCCACCAAGUUCUCUCUGUGGACUGCUUUAUUAUCUCUUCCCUUUUGUAAAUAAAGUGUGAUGCUUCUUACCCCAACAACCUGCUCGCUACUGGUUGAAACACUUUAUGCAAACACUGACGUUGACAAAGAAAAGGACAAAUUGAGGUUGGGAAGGAAUGUGAGGAACAUAUAUUUUAGGGUAGGAGAAACGUGUUCUACUAAUGAGUCAUGGCAAUCUAAAGAUGAAUGUGGAGAUGAAUGUGGAAUACCCCAGUAUUCUUUAACUGAAAGUAAGCACAGUAGUAUAUUAACUAACACAACUUAAUUAUCGCAUCAACACCCAAUUUACAUUAUUCAGCUAUGGAAAAUGAUUGGAGCCUGACAAAUUCCAUGCUUCCAAAAUACAUUCUUAUAGACAUUUAUUACAACAAGCUUCAGCAAUUGGCAGAUGAUUGUCUGCGUUCGCUGUGCCCUGUAAUUCAUUAAACAGUUCUCAUGCUGAA